AUGGAUGUAAAGACUAAAAACAUGGACAUCAGCCUGGAGAAGUUGGGCAGGAUGGCCGAGGAGCUGAUGCUGCCGGGAAGGUUUAUUCUCCUAGCCCUGAACGCCGCUCUGGAGUCUGUCACAAACGUCCUGGCUGCGAUUUUAGGAAGUCAAGUGUUCAGAAGACACUUCCACCUGAUGCUGUCUGGUCUAGUUCUGUUCGGGCCUGUGCUGAAUCUGUGGGUGUCAAAGUUCAGCAUCUUCACCAACAGCCACCAUUACUUGUACAGGAAGUUUCUGAGGUCCACUUGGGGUUGGACCUGGAUCUUCAGCGGCUCCUUCAUCCUCCUCCUCUCCCUCUCUGCCCGUCACUCCCUCUCUCUCUCCCUCCGCCACCUCUCUCGGAUCGGGGUGGUGGGCUUGCUCUGGUGGGGGUGUCGCCGCAUUCUGACCCUGCUGGAGGACUCGACAGGGACCUGCUACGAGCCGAUUGCCCAGGAAACCCAGAGCUCUGCCUCCCUGGGACUUCCACCGCCGCUGCUGCUGCUGCUGCAUGAGGGCCGGAGCAAGGCCUCCUGCCUCAGGGACAACAUGGUGUGGAGGGGCUACGAGGUUUCCCAGGACGUCCUCAUCCUCUGCUUGUGCUGCCUGCUGCUGGUGGAGGAACUGUCCGUCUUUGGCCCUCACAUGGUCCGAGAGAGGAGGAGUGGUCCCCCCGGGGCCCCGUUGAGAUUCGUCUUCCUCCUGUGUGUGGCUCUGCUCGCCGUGUGGAUGUUCCUGCUGCUGUGUGUGCUCGCAUACUUCCCAAAGUUCCCCUCGCAGCAGCUGGGGGGAGCUCUGGGCUACCUGGGGUGGAAAGGACUUUAUCAGGGAUGGUACACACACGGGCCGAGCUGGUGCUUCCCUGGUUUGCCAGGAGACGGACCAUUAACAAGCACGGAAACCGGAAAACAAGAGGAGUAG
Messenger RNA from Limanda limanda (common dab), 942 nucleotides. RefSeq names its product fat storage-inducing transmembrane protein 1. The transcript has 2 exons. The record is from RefSeq and is a predicted model, not a curated record. Gene Ontology annotation, biological process: phospholipid biosynthetic process; lipid storage; lipid droplet organization. The coding region runs from base 1 to 942 and encodes 313 amino acids. Lineage: Eukaryota; Metazoa; Chordata; Actinopteri; Pleuronectiformes; Pleuronectidae. Gene Ontology annotation, cellular component: endoplasmic reticulum membrane.